GGGCCCUGGCGCGGGUAUGGACCGCCUUCAUCGCUGCAGUGAACCGACUGGACAAGUCGCUGUCGCCGCGCGACACCCUCACCAAGUUCCGGCAACACAAAUUCACACUCUCUGACCUCGUUUAUCUCUUUCACAUCGCCCUUGCGACCUUUUGGAUCUCCAUAAUGCGGGCCCCAGGCUUUCCACUCAAGCUCCUGAUACCCAUCCUCUACGCCAUUGUCCUCAUUAUACCCCUCACCUCGCAGCUGUUCAUCCCCGCCACGCCGGUCUUUGCCUGGCUGCUCACGUACUACAGCUCCAAGUUCAUCCCCGCCCCCUGGCGGCCGGGCAUCUCCGUCGUCCUCCUCCCGACGCUCGAGUCGGUGUUCUACGGCGCGAACAUAUCUGACAUCCUCACGCGCUUCACCCACCCCGUGCUCGACAUCCUCGCCUGGCUCCCAUACGGCGUCAUCCACUUCAUCUUCCCCUUCGUCGUAGCCGCCUUCGUCUGGCUGUUCCGCACAAAGGAGGCGCUGCACCUCUGGGGUCGUGCCUUUGGAUACAUGAACCUCAUUGGCGUGAUCAUCCAAAUCCUCGUCCCAUGCGCUCCGCCAUGGUACGAGCUCAUCUACGGCCUCAUGCCGGCAAACUACACCAUGCGCGGCUCGGCCGGAGGACUCGCACGGAUCGACAAGCUCUUCCACUCGAACGGGUACACCGUCGCAUUCAGCAACUCGCCCGUCAUCUUCGGCGCGUUCCCGUCCCUGCACUCCGCCUGCGCCACCAUGGAGGCACUGUUCGUCUCGUACUUCUUCCCGCAGGCAACCAGAUAUGUGUGGACGUACACCGCGGUUCUCUACUGGGCGACGAUGUACCUCACGCACCACUACCUCAUCGACGUCGUCGGCGGCUCCUGCCUCGCCAUCGCAUGCUUCUACCUCUUCCUUCCCGAGGAACUCAAGGGAGCGAACGCACUCCUCCCGCCUGGCGGACUUAGUGCCGGUGCGUACAGCACUCGUCGGUCGAAAUACGAGCUCUACGAUUUGGAAGAGCCUCGGCUCGGACGAGGCGGCCGUGGCACAAACGGCGGUAUUAUGCGUGACGCGGCGGACUACGAUCUAGAAGACCUCUCCGACAGGGAGUCCUCGGAGGAGGAGAUGGACAUCACGUUCCGUUCGCCCGUCAUCGCGACGGCGCCGAAUUCCGCAACGCCGCUCAUGAAGCAGAAGGGAGGUGCGACGGCGCCGCCGCCGCCGAAGAAGAGCCAUAAACACACGGCGAGCAUUGCCAGCCUCAUCCGUGCAGAAGACAGGGCGGAGGAAGGCUGGAGCCCGAUAGGCACCACGUUCAAUAUCCCGCCAAACCCGCGUGCGGACCGGGCUGGAAAUGAUGCGAGGAACAGGGUAUAGAGCAUUCUUCUCGCUCACAGGACUUU
Messenger RNA from Laetiporus sulphureus 93-53, 1414 nucleotides. Its product is annotated as PAP2-domain-containing protein. The record is from RefSeq and is a predicted model, not a curated record. The coding region runs from base 165 to 1388 and encodes 407 amino acids. Gene Ontology annotation, cellular component: inositol phosphoceramide synthase complex. NCBI's taxonomy places the organism in Eukaryota, Fungi, Basidiomycota, Agaricomycetes, Polyporales, Laetiporaceae. Gene Ontology annotation, molecular function: inositol phosphoceramide synthase activity. The transcript has a single exon. Gene Ontology annotation, biological process: sphingolipid biosynthetic process; inositol phosphoceramide metabolic process.